Chanos chanos (milkfish) is the source of this 2056-nucleotide messenger RNA. It is a transcript of the gene lrrc31, whose product is annotated as leucine rich repeat containing 31. Bases 131 to 1885 code for a protein of 584 amino acids. Lineage: Eukaryota; Metazoa; Chordata; Actinopteri; Gonorynchiformes; Chanidae. Gene Ontology annotation, molecular function: protein binding. The record is from RefSeq and is a predicted model, not a curated record. The transcript is spliced from 11 exons.
UUAUAUAUGUGUCAUUUUUCGUUUCCGUUCUUUUCCUCUCAUUCAAACUACUAUUAACGCCUUGACUACUCGGUCGUCCGGUGCUCCGACAAACCUUAUCUUAAUCCGUUAAAAGGUCGUGAACAAAAAGAUGGAAUCCUCAGAUCCCCCAAAAGGUCAGGAGGGUUCUCCAAAGAGGUCUCCUCUGGAUUUGAUUAUGAAUCAAAUUCGAAAGAGGAGAUCCUUCACAGACCGCAAGAAGUCAUCUGUCAGCCGUCUCUUCCGAACAUCAGAGAGCAAUGAUAAGAUUGAUGGAGGCGUCUCAGAGAUGAAGGAAACAGUCAGUGCUGAGGGCAAGGAGGGAAGAGAGAACACUGAACCUGGAAAAGAAGGCAGCGACACUGCAGACUCCGAGAUUUGUUCAGUUGUAGGAUGGGGCAGAGUGAAGCAGUUUGUGGAGAAACUUGGCAAGACCCCGGACAGUCAAUACCUGAGCCUCUGUCACUGUGACCUUACAGCUACUGAUGUUACAGAGCUGGCGACACUACUCCCAUUCCUGUCUCAGCUGGAGGUCAUGGACCUUUCCUGGAAUGAAUUAGUUGGAGGAGCUCUGAAGGCUCUGGUCUUCCACCUGCAGCAUGUGGGAAGACUUCGGGAACUGAAACUCAGCAACUGUAGACUGACACCUCAAGACCUUGCAGCACUAGGGGAGGCCUUGGACUGUGUUCCUCAGCUGGAGGUACUAGAUCUGUCCUGGAAUCCCAAUGUGGGUAAAGGGAACCUGCGCUGUCUUACUGAACACCUUCACUCUGGAAACAAGCUGAGGGAGUUCCUCUUGGUUGACUGCCAACUCUCUGAAGCAGACGUGGUGGCGCUGAGUGAGGCUCUUAAUGGAAUGUCCUGCCUGGAAAUAUUGGAUAUCUCUAACACACGCCUUCUGCUGAAGGAAGUAGAGAAAUUGGGUUGUUCUCUGAGGGCUACUCCAAGAUUAAAGACCUUGAAACUCAGCAUGUGUGGGCUGCAGCCAGAGACUCUCAAAAUUCUGAGUGAGACACUGAAGUUUCUACCUGCUCUGCAGCAUUUGGAUUUGUCCUGUAAUAAGGAGGCUGGUGGGGGAUUUACCCCAGUUUUCUCUAGCCUUGCUCUGACUACACACCUACAAAGUUUGGACAUACAUUCAUGCUGCCUAAGAGUUAAUGAUAUAUCUGCACUGGUCCAGGUUCUUCCAUCUCUACGUGAGCUUACAGAACUAGAUGUAUCUUCAAAUAAAAACAUUGGGGAUGUGGUUAUGUCUCUGUUCCCCAUCCUUCCUCUUUCAAAUAUGAAGAGACUUCCACUGAAUAACUGUAAUCUGAGCUCAGAAACAUACCAGGCACUAGUCUCGGCGAUGCAGUCUCUCUCUCAGUUGGAGAGCCUGAAUGUAUCCUGGAAUAAGAGAAUAAGUGGAAAUCUGAAACAGCUCUUGGAACCCCUGCGGGCUAACAGCAUGCUACAGGAGCUGAGACUGAGCAGCUGUGACCUCACCACGGAGGAUCUUCUUCACCUGGCUUCCGCCGCAAAACGGGGAGCUCUGUCCCAGUUGAAACGGCUGGACCUUUCCUAUAAUGGAAGUGUGGGUGACGGCGGCUGGGUCUCUCUGUUUGGGGAGGCCGGGAGCUUGAAGGGACUGGAGGAACUGGAUGUUAGCCUGCGUCCUUCUACAUCCUCCCCUGUUUCAUCCUGGCUGCCUGCUUUGCUGGAAGCCCUACCCAAACUCACCUCCCUCAGACACGUGUCCUUGAAGAGAUGGGCUUUCAGCUCACGGGAAACGGAGAAACUAGAGAAAACCUUGCAAAAAAGGAACGUUGUCGCAGAGUACGACCUGGUGUCACCUGCUGUACAGCCGGCGGAUCUGAUACCGGCCUGACUAAACUAGUAAGAAGGCGAAACGUAUAGCUGCACAUUUCAAAAUAAAAGUUUACUUAGUGAUUGGUAGGUUGGUCAGACUAAGAUUCUGUCUUUAAUGUUACUGAGUAGAACUUAACUGUACCAUUUUUGCACAUGAAAUCAAAAAAACAAUUUACACUUUAUUCUUACG